AUGACCGGGAGCAAACGCAAGAUGUCCGGCGAUGAGCCCCAGCUCGGUGAAGCUCCCGCAAAGCAUUCUGCCGACGGCCCACAGAAGACUCGUCGAGAGAAAGGAGAUGCCUACUACCGCGAACUAUUUCAGACCGAGCCGGACUUCCGUGACCUGGCUCGGCGCAGACCCGACUUUGCUGCAUUCAUCAAGGCUAAGGGACAGCUUGACUUUACAGACCCGGCUGCGGUGAUGCAGUUGACCAAGACACUGCUGGAUGUCAACUUCGACCUGCGCAUUGAGCUGCCGGCUGAUAGGCUCUGUCCACCCGUCCCCAAUCGCCACAAUUACAUCCUGUGGCUCAAGGAUCUCAUGGACACGACAUCGUACGAUCAACCUGGUCGAGGACUAUGUGGCAUCGACAUCGGCACUGGAGCGAGCUGCAUCUACUCUCUGCUUGGAUGUGCUCAAAGACCUUGGUCUUUUAUCAGCACCGACAUCGAUGAGAAGAGCUUAUCAUAUGCUGCCAAGAACGUCAAGCUGAACCACCUCGAGUCGCGUAUCACUGUAGUAGCUCGCAAAAAGACGGACCCUCUCGUUUGCGUGGAUGUAAUAGCAGACUCGACACAAGUCGGCUUUGUCAUGACAAACCCUCCCUUCUACGAGUCUGAAGAGGAGCUGUGGACUUUGGCCAAGAAAAAGUCGAGACCUCCCUACUCAGCCUGCACUGGCGCACCAGUAGAAAUGGUCUGUGAAGGCGGAGAAGUCGCCUUUGUUGGACGGAUCCUAACGGAAUCACUCCAACUGCGAGACAGAGUACAGUGGUAUACUUCCAUGCUCGGCAAGGUUUCGAGUCUGGAAGUUCUUGUUGAAAGACUCCGAAAGGAGGGUAUCGAUAACUAUGCCGUGACCGAGUUCAUCCAGGGAAACAAAACUCGUCGCUGGGCCAUCGCGUGGAGCUUUGCACCGAUGCGGCCUGCGGAGCAUGUUGCAAGAGGCAUGCAAGCGGUCCCUUGGCGGAAAAUCUUGCCACAGACUGUUGAGAUGGAUGUCGUUACUUCCAAGCCCGGUGAAGCAGGGAUGCUGGCAACCAACAUCGACUCCCUGAUGCAAUCACUAGAUCUCGCGUCAUGGACCUGGGACAAGCCACGGCUCCAAGGCAUUGGACGGGCACGGGAGAAGGUCUGGGGCAGGGCCUGGAGGAGAAGGAAACAGCGUGGAGAGACUAUUAUACAAGGUGCUUGUGGCGUUUCUGUAACGUGCACCUUUGGCUUCUCUAUAACGCUACGAAUCGGGUUGGCCGAGGCUGUUGUGGUAUGCAGAUGGCUGGAGGGACAUGACUUUCCCACUUUCGAGAGCUUCAAUGGCUUCUUGAAAAGCCGGCUAGCCGCCAAACCCACAUCGCAAGCUGCAGCAAAAGAAGCACCAGAAUCUUGA
Thyridium curvatum is the source of this 1416-nucleotide messenger RNA. RefSeq lists its product as uncharacterized. Bases 1 to 1416 code for a protein of 471 amino acids. The record is from RefSeq and is a predicted model, not a curated record. Gene Ontology annotation, cellular component: nucleus. The transcript is spliced from 2 exons. Gene Ontology annotation, molecular function: 23S rRNA (adenine(1618)-N(6))-methyltransferase activity. Lineage: Eukaryota; Fungi; Ascomycota; Sordariomycetes; Thyridiales; Thyridiaceae. Gene Ontology annotation, biological process: rRNA base methylation.